GCGGAGCGACGGUUAAAGAUCCAGGUGGUCGAGACUCAGUGCGUACAUUAAAUACACAAAGUCGUCUGUGAGUGAGUGAGUGCAAUAUUGAGCCGGGGGUAGGACAGAUUAAUGUCAUUUUUAUUGAAAGAUUCCUUAAUUUACUGCAAUAAACUAAAAUCCGUAGCCCUGGGUCGCUGGUCUUUUGAGAGAGCGGCAAAACAUUUUCGCUUGAUAGGAAACUCAGAUUCAAGUAAGUUUUCAGUCAAGCUCCGCCGUUUUAUUACACUGUGAAGACGAUCCCCAUUUUCUUAAGCGUCUGACGAACAGACACUUAGAGAUGUUCAAGAAAAGUAAAAGCAAAGUGUUGGUGGAUUCUGCGUCGGAGGAGGACGACGUGUCUUGGCAUCACCAACAUACUUACAAGGUAAGAAGUCCGACUGGCAGGGACCAAGUACAGAACAUGAUUAGAAAGGUGAAAGGACACAAUAUGUUGAAGAAGGUCAAGUCCAAGAAAGAGAGGAAGGAUAAGAAGAUGUUUUCCUCGAAAGAUGAUGAACAUUUCCUGAUUACGGGAGUCAAACUGGCAGACAGGCGAGGGUCCCACAAGAAAGUCAAAGAGGAGGAAAAGGAGAAGAAUAAGCCAAUCACAGAGAAGAGCCACUGCUUCUGGGACAGCGUUACCAUGACGAUGAGGCAGAUCACGCCCACCAAGAAGCUGGACAAGAUCGAGGGCUGGGAGCCUCCUCAACUGGGAGACAUGGCGGAGACGCUGACCGAUGACACUACAGAGGCCCAGAGCGGGACCAGGGACUCGCCUGUCUCCCUACCCCAGGCCCUGAGUUGUCCGCUUGGGCUGCCCUCCUGGACAGGCCUGGGUCUAGAGGAGGACUCUUCUCGCUAUGCUAACUUGUCAGACUCCAAAGAUUCCACAGCUGUCAAGUGGACAGCUCUCGCCAAAGGCAAGCUAGCGGGGAUCAGGAGGCGGAGCCGAGGGAGUGUGUCAGAGAGCUCGUGGGAGGGGUUUAAAUAAGAGGAACGCCGCUGUUACCUGAGAUCCCUGUGCCUACGUCAAUUCAGCUCCUGUCAAAAGGAAGAAGAGAAACAAGUUGUCUGUCUAUGUGCUUCCAAACAACUGUCCUGGUUGUUCUACUGACACUGAGAGGGCUGCAGAGCACAUUCACCUUCUCCUUUUAUUGGCUUGGCUACCCAAUCAACAGCCAGCUUUCCCUAAAAUGGUCCUAAGAUUGGCAUGGGUGUACUGGAUUGCAACCACAACCCCAAAAAUUGUUGCUUAGAAGGAUUGAUGUUUUUAUUUGGCAGAAAGGUUGAGCCAAGAAAUACCUGGUCAUUUGUCUGUAGGGGUAGACUGUGUUGUCAGUGUUGAGAGAGUUGCUGCUUUGGAAACGGAGAGAAGGAAAAUCAAGGACCACAAUACUGAUCCUUAUACUACCCUCCAACCUAAACUGUGCAACUCUCUGGCCUUAAGUAACUUUUUAUAGGAUAUUAUAAGUCAAGAGAAUCAUUUCUAGAGAUAUUUUGUAUAUCCUUUGUUUAUGUACGUACAUUUUGAAGAUGCAUUCUUUGCUUUGUCACUGUAAGGCAUAUCUAAAAGUGGUUCUUUCUACUGUUCCUUGUCCUCAAGUGUUUCGACAAGGAAUGUGUUUGGGGCCUCGGCUUUUAAUAAGCAUAGCUAAUGGGCUUCCAGGGCUGUGAGCAUGAUCAUGCUGAACUUUAAUACAAGCCUUGCGCUGGCUUAACCAUAAAAGCACAUCGCCUCUGUGUGUGUGUGUGCGUGCGUGCAUGUUACCCAUCCAUGUAACUUCUUAAGUUAUAAAUGUUGACUACAGAGGACACUUCUUGGUUUAUGGUUCCCAUGGUUUCCAAUGAUUUCUCCCAUACCCGUAAUGAAGCCUUUCUGCUCUAUGAAAUCUGCUGUUGGUCUAUACUGUAAUGUGUGUGUGUGUAUGAGUGUAUAAUGAUGUUUGAAAAACGUGCGUAAGCACAUUCAUCUGAUUGAUUAAUUGUUUGAUCAUUGUUUUCUGAUUGCUAGAGUUCAUUUAAGGCCAACCAACCAUGUAGAUGGUUGGACUUGGACAGUUUGACCAAACCUUAAUAAGAAUUCAUGGCUUCAGCCUGUUCACUUUCCUGUCCUUAUUGCAAAGCUACUGAGUCCCUUCUUCUAAAGCCAAGUUUGUGCACGGAUACGGCUAGCCUGCCAAGGUUGGCUGUAUCCUGUAUUUACAAAAAGGCAGGGUCAUAUUUCUCUCCAAGAAUAAAAAAGCUACUGUGGACAGACUGGCUCUGGUUAUUUCAACCCUGUCUCCCCUCUUAGGUUUACUUGCUCAUUUUUAGUAGGCUUUAUCUCUUAGGCUAGUUGACACUUAUUGUGACUGUUUUCACAGAAGCUGUACUGAUAUAUAUAUGGAGCUUGCUUAUGUAACAUCUUGACAGUUUGACACUAUAUGAACUUCUGAUGGAGGCCACUGCCUCAGACAUCUGUUGAGAAUGUUUAGAAGCCUUUAACAGACAUGAAAUGCAAAAUUUAAAGAAACACAAAAAUGUACAAAGCCCAUAUGAAUAACCUUGUUGCCAAGACACUUUUGAUGAAUAUGAAUUAGUGAUGUUAUCUGCCAGAUCUUUCAACAGAAUGACUCCUAUACACAUAGAAACCACAGGAUGGAAUGGCUUUUUAGAAAUAUUUAAUAAUGACAUAAUCAGAUACCAUCCCAGAACAGUCAUGACAGUACCAACAAGCCUUCUUAAACAAAUACAGAUCGGUUAUUGGAAUGGUAAGGAUUAUUAAAAAUGUUCAAAAGGAAGGAUACAAAAUGCUUUUUUUUUUCUUCUCAUAAAUAACUAUGUUUUGUACAUUUUAACUGACAAAAGUUGUUGUAAAAAGUCAUAGUUGUUCAGCAAAUGCACUUUUUCUUUUUAGUGUCAAUGCCUUGAAGGUACGGACUGCAUGGCAAAAGGACACAGAGGACACACACGUAAACAGACUUACACUUGACAUGCUUUCAGUUACUGAGGAGAGACUAACAACAGAAACAAACACGAAGCGGUACAGCUGACAUCAAGCCACCCUCAACAACACAGCCAAUCACCAAAGGAAACGACAACACGUAUCUUCCCAGGUGUUUGGUGGCCUGAAGCAGUUCUCUUUAAAAAGGUCCAUCAAAGCCUCAGACACCUCUUACCCUGUCAAAAACAUCCCACAAACGUUUUCCUAUAAUUCUCUUCGUAUUCCGCUUUGUCCAAAAUGUGCGCAAAAAAAGGGUUGACGAAUGGAAUUCUCCUCUUGGAGCCCUUAGAUCUGGGGGGGGGGGGGGGG
Messenger RNA from Hypomesus transpacificus, 3313 nucleotides. RefSeq lists its product as uncharacterized. The transcript has 3 exons. The record is from RefSeq and is a predicted model, not a curated record. The coding region runs from base 320 to 1012 and encodes 230 amino acids. Lineage: Eukaryota; Metazoa; Chordata; Actinopteri; Osmeriformes; Osmeridae. Gene Ontology annotation, cellular component: nucleus; cytosol. Gene Ontology annotation, biological process: spermatogenesis.